Molecule: messenger RNA, 1500 nt
Organism: Ilex paraguariensis (yerba mate)
Lineage: Eukaryota; Viridiplantae; Streptophyta; Magnoliopsida; Aquifoliales; Aquifoliaceae
Source: the annotation of a GenBank genome assembly
AGUACGUUCUUGACCCGCCCGCCCACGAAGCAUCUGAGAUCAGCCCUCUUUGCGUUUGUGUCUCGUCCACGCGUUUAUUACCCGUUACAUGUCGCCUAAAAAUGAACACAACCAAACAAAACUGUAAUAACGCAAAAACAAAAAACCCUAACCUCCUCCGUCUUCACUCAUCAAUCUCUCUCCGGUUGGUCUGGGCGCUCUCUUGCAACAAUGAAGAUUAGGGUUUUCUUUGUUCUAUCUCUCCUCCUCUUUGCCUCUCCUUUUCUCCAAGUUGCUAGGUGUCAAUCAGAAUCGGACACUGAAGUUGCUGAAGCUUCUGAAGAAGGAGGUGAUCUCGGAAUUGUUGGUGAAGAUGUCCAGGAUAUUGAUGGUGGCAGUUUUAGUCCAGCUCCAGGAGUUGAAACAGUUUGUGUUUUCCCCAAGAAUCCUACAAGAAUACUGACAGCAGGAGAAGAAUCUGAACUUUUAGUUGGAAUGAAAAACGAGGGGGAAUCCAGUAUUAAUAUCCUCGCAAUUCAUGCCAGUGUUCAUCUUCCUUAUGAUCAGCAUUACUUGAUUCAAAAUCUUUCCACCCAGGCUUUUAACAAUGCAUCAGUUCCUCCUUCAGCUCAGGCUACUUUUCCAUACAUAUUUGCUGUCAGCAAAUUUAUGCAGCCUGGAACAUUUGAUCUUGUGGCUACUGUUGUUUAUGAGAUAGAUCAGCACCCAUAUCAGAGUACAUUUUACAAUGGUACCAUUGAAGUUGUUGAAGCUGGUGGCUUUCUCAGUGUUGAGUCUGUUUUCUUGUUUUUCCUUGGACUCGGUCUUCUUGGGCUUCUUGGAUUGUGGAUACGUGGUCAGAUACAACACCUUUCCAAGAAAACUAAGAGGGCAACAAAGGUGGAAGUUGGAACUGGGACGACUGAUGCCUCGAUGGAUGAAUGGCUUCAGGGAACUGCUUACACACAGUCAUUGUCCAGCAAAUCAAAGAAAAAGAAGUAGAUAAAUGUGCUUAAAUAGUUGGGCGGCACGGAGCACUAUAAAGAGAUGCAGAUUCUUGUUAGGCGGAGUAGUCAUUUGAUGAGUUCAAGAACACCCAAAAACGUGCAGUAGUUUUUGGAAAACUAGACUUGUAACAACUGCUUCACUGUUGUAUUGUGAGCAAAAUUUUGGGAAAGGAAAUCACAGGAGAAUCACCUGACUGUGAGAAGACAUUAUCAUGAACUUUAUAAUUCAAGUGAGUUCUCAGUUUGUGUUGUGUGGUGGUUGAGCUUUUCUUUUUCUCCCCUAGUUAUUUGGUAACCAGUUUCUGGCUGAAUAGUUUCAACUUUCUUUUGAUAGUAAUUCUGUGCUAAUGCUGUACUAGUAAUUCUUCACUUGCUUGUAUUAGGUUAUGCUGUUGUUGUCUAGGAGAGGCUCAAUGCAAACAAGGACUUGAAAGCAAAAACUCUAUAUUAGGUCCUUUUUUACUGCACUUUUAACUGCAUUUAACCAUAAUAUCCUUUAACCACUUAAAACGAC